AUAUUCGUUGCCAGCAGCUGCCUGUUUCAUGCAAGCGCAGCACCAGCUUUGUGCGUGAAGUGCUGAAACCGGAAUGUGAGUCCCAUAAUAACACUCCGUGUGAGAAGCCACAGCGAGCGAGCGAAAGCACGAUGGAGAACGGCGAGAAGAGACAGAACAAAUGGUGGUCAGAGGGAGAUACUUUUGCACUGCUGGCCCUCAUUGAAGAACUCGGUCUGGUUCGAGAGUUGGAUAAAAAACGCCAGCGCAAUGACUCCCAUUUCAAGAGGCUGAGGCACACCCUGGCCAAACGCAACAUCGAUUUCACUGUCAACCAAAUCCGCAACCGCUGGAAGAGCCUGAAACACAAAUAUCGCAAGAUCAAGACCGUGGGCUACCGGAGCGGCGCCGCCAAACUCUCUGCCAUCGAGUCUUUCCGCUACUUUAAGAAGCUGGAUCGCAUGCUGGCAAGGAGACCCAAACCAGCGACCCCGCCUCAUUUGGGAAGCGACAACCUGGUCGUGCUUUCUGCCUCUGAGCUUGAGGAUCACAUAGACAGUGACCCACAGCAACCUUCCAGAUUGGUAGCCUGGGAUCCCCUCAGCAGUGGUCCAGAGGUGGAUGUCGCUGAGGAAGACGUUAAGGAUCCUCAUGCGCUACCUGUGGGUCUCAAGACCCCUGCGUGGGAGAGUGGGGAGGAGAUAGUCACCUUAGGGCCUGCAGGGGAAUACCUGUUCCCGGUCAAGACCAGCGAGCAGCAGCUGUCCCCUGCACAGUCCAUAGGGGGCUCCACUGGACCCCACUGCACCAGUUCCACACCGAAUUUGCUUGGUGGUGCCGAAGACGCCAACACCCUAAUCCUCCAGCAGCUAACCUUGCUGAACCAACAGCUGGAAGAACAGAUGGCCGAGCAGCGGGCUUUCCAUUGCAGUGUGCUGGGAAUGCUGGACCGGCAAAUCGAGGUACUGCAGCAGCUCUCCAACAAUACCAGGAUGCCACACCGGGGCAAGAGAGAGAGCUGCCCCAGCCAGCAGGUCCACGGUGCCUUGGUUCACAUCAUGAGGGGUGUGGAGCAGGCUAGGGCCAAGGGACUAGUGCAGAGCCCUUCCAGACAGCGCCCCCUUGAGGCAGCUCUGCCUGUCUGGUCUGUGCCCCUUCUGGGGCGGAACCAGGGCUCCUUCUCCUCAGCAUUAUCCUCGACCAAUGAGAACCCGCCCAGAGCUGUGACGUCACGUGGAGGGAAGGCGGAACCUUCACGCAUAGCAAAUCAGCUCCUCCCUGCUCCUAAAAACUGCCAGCACAAAUGAGAAUGCAGCAGAUAAAUAGGAGCAUUCAAACAUAAUAUAAGUAUGGUGUUUUCAGAUUUUACCGUGUAGUAUUGACUGAUUUCUCCUUCCCCACCCUCAAGUGGGGGGGGGGGGCCACACACAUGCAGAAAUGAAAUUGCAAAUAUGAGUAAGUGUACUAUUUCUGCGCCAGCUGUCAUACUCAAGCUACCUUUAGGGCUGGAAAUGUUUGGUUUUCACUAAACUAAACUAAACUAAACUGUAUGAGCACAGUGCAGUGUAGCUUUUCAGAUCUCCCCUUUUUUCUCUUUCCCUGCUUGCGUCCUGUUCCCUUAGUCCCGCCUCUUCUCACUCCCUAUUGGCUUCCGUCCUCCCCAGUACUUCGUAAAGCCGAAAGCUAUUGGCUGACCUGGACGUGCAAUUACACAAAUGAGCCAAUUAAAGACAUUCUAUAAUUGGCACAUUUACUUUCCAACAAUCAAGGCUUUCAUUUGACAAGCGUUUGGUCGAGCGUCAUUAUCAUAAUGUCUUUUAUUAUUAUAAUGCCUAUUAGAAUUAUACGAUUUUAAACCAUCAAAAAUAAAACCUGAUGAACCUCUGGAUCCUCCAAAUAAAAAGAAAGACAAAUCUGGAUGUUGAAAAUGGAAGGAAAAGACAACAAAACAAGAAAAAAAAAAUGCAAUAAGUACACUGUCACAUUAUCUAUUUAAAUUUAAAAAUGAU
Polyodon spathula (Mississippi paddlefish) is the source of this 1988-nucleotide messenger RNA. RefSeq lists its product as uncharacterized. The record is from RefSeq and is a predicted model, not a curated record. NCBI's taxonomy places the organism in Eukaryota, Metazoa, Chordata, Actinopteri, Acipenseriformes, Polyodontidae. The coding region runs from base 132 to 1286 and encodes 384 amino acids. The transcript is spliced from 4 exons.